AACUUCCAAACGACAACUAAAAACGAAUGAACCACAUAAUACAACUACAAGGUCUGCAAAUGCAAUUAUCCCAAACAAAAGGAAAGAGAAGAAGAAAUCUAUUGCAAGUCUCUGUUCUGUUCCCACGCUCCAGCCCACCAACCAAUGCAAUCUUCUCUCUCUCUCUCUCUCUCUCUCUCUCUCUCUCUUCGCCUUCAGUUCACACUCUGCAUCUUUGCUCAGAGUCUCAAAGUACUCUACUUUCUGAAUUCUCUUCUUUUGCUUUACUCUUUAGCUUCCGCCCUUCCCCUGUUCCCCACUAUUUUCCUUCUUCUUCUACUACUUGUUUCUGACAAUGCCAAUCAAUUCCGACCCGUCCACUCCGCCGCCGACCAUCGGCAAAAUCGGCCCGUACACCGUCUUCAUCACUCCUCCUCCCACUCCUUCAUCAUCUCCCCUUUCCCCGCCGCCUAACCUCCACCACGAUUCCCCUAAGAAGGUUGUCUGCCCUCCCGCUCCCCAGAUCCACUCUGCCAAGCCCCUCACCAAGACCGACGAUGAAUCUGCAGGCGGCUUCUUCCGCUCCGCCGUCUCCAAGGUUCAGCUCGUGAAUUCGAGCUUGGAUGAACAUUUGGCGCGGUUGUUUGGACUGAAUCAGUCCAAGUAUCAGUGGGCUCUGGAUGACUAUUUUGAGACCAAGGGAUUGGAUCAAGGAGCCAAAGCAAAAGAGUUUCCAGGCAAAGCACAGAAUGUAUGAACGGUGAUGUUAUGCCGCCUCCCAAAUCCUACUCUGAUGGAUGAUGAUCAGCUGGAUGUUUAUCUGUGAAUUAGAAGACUGUUGUUAUGGCGAAAUGCAAAGUUGAGCCGGCAGCGAUGGUGGACGGUCUGUUGUACAACAUCUUUAUAUAUAUAUGCUUAAUGGCUGCUCUGUUAAGCAAAGUAAAGUAUAGGAGAAGGUUGCUAAGAAUGUGUUUCUGCUUCUUGAGUUCCCUUUGGCCUCAUUUUGCCACCUAACCAUGUUGUUGUAGCUGUUUGUGUAUCAAAGAUGCAAGCUUUUGUUACAACCUGGUGCUCUUUUGCCCCUUUCAAUCGAAGGUGAAUGUGGGUUUGGCUUCGUUGUUCUUUUGUGUCUGGGCCCUGAGAUGGGCUCUCGCCUGGUGAUUGGAAUUGCUGUCAAUUAGUUUCACUGGGCUUGUAACCCCUUCUGGAUCAGAAUGGUCUCCUCUCAGAUCUUCCCAACUCUGCCUAUCCAUUCAACGAAACGAAAAACUGUCUAUCCAUGGGCUUUUUACAUGCAUUUGUGAUAUUCUUCCUCCUAUUGUUUUGUUUGGUCAUGUGGUUGCAUUUUGGGAUGUUAUUCGCAAUACUAGGUAACUUAACCAAUAUAUUUUGAAUAUGAUAGAAAUAGAGAAGGCAAUGAGUCAGGUUGGACGGGUAAGGACACACAAGUCGGAUACAUGUCGAUUUAUAUGGGUAUAUAUUUUGAAGGAAUAACAUUUUAG
Molecule: messenger RNA, 1481 nt
Organism: Linum tenue
Lineage: Eukaryota; Viridiplantae; Streptophyta; Magnoliopsida; Malpighiales; Linaceae
Source: the annotation of a GenBank genome assembly